This is a messenger RNA of Tupaia belangeri chinensis (Chinese tree shrew), 2044 nucleotides long. RefSeq names its product homer scaffold protein 2 (gene HOMER2). The coding region runs from base 235 to 1374 and encodes 379 amino acids. The record is from RefSeq and is a predicted model, not a curated record. Gene Ontology annotation, biological process: G protein-coupled glutamate receptor signaling pathway. Gene Ontology annotation, molecular function: G protein-coupled glutamate receptor binding. The transcript has 10 exons. Lineage: Eukaryota; Metazoa; Chordata; Mammalia; Scandentia; Tupaiidae.
GAGGCACUCAAGUGGCGGGCUGAAAGUGGUGAUGCGGUCGGUGCGCUUUCUCCCCGCCAGGGGGGCCCUUUGACGGGAGCCACAACGAAGUUCUGGGAGCACGCUGAGACGGGAGGGAAAAGCUGCUUCCGGCCGCCUGCGCCGAAGUCUUCGCGAAGGGCGUGAGAUCUGAAUGAGACACUGGAGCCCAGAAGAGAGCUUGGCUGAGGAUGAAGCCCAAACAGAGCAAGAAAAAUGCAGAGAGGGACUCUGCCUUCAAAGACCAAUGUCCGAGGGAGGAGACUUGCCAGUGGACAUAUCCAGAAGGAGGAGAGAGAACAGCCCAUCUUCACGACGCGAGCGCACGUGUUCCAGAUCGACCCCAGCACCAAGAAGAACUGGGUGCCUGCGAGCAAGCAGGCAGUCACCGUUUCCUACUUCUACGAUGUCACGAGGAACAGCUAUCGGAUCAUCAGUGUGGAUGGAGCCAAGGUGAUCAUCAACAGCACAAUCACGCCGAAUAUGACUUUCACCAAAACGUCGCAGAAGUUCGGGCAGUGGGCUGACAGCAGAGCCAACACGGUGUUUGGUUUGGGAUUUUCCUCUGAGCAGCAGCUGACAAAGUUUGCAGAGAAAUUCCAGGAGGUGAAAGAAGCUGCCAAACUAGCCAGAGAUAAGUCUCAGGAGAAAAUCGAGACCUCGAGUAACCAUUCCCAAGAAUCUGGGUAUGAAACCACAUCUUCUACUCAGGCAUCCAGUGUCAAUGGGACAGAUGAUGAAAAGGCAUCUCAUGCGGGUCCAGCCGACGCACACCUCAAGUCCGAGAAUGACAAGCUGAAGAUCGCUUUGACACAGAGCGCUGCCAACGUGAAGAAAUGGGAGAUUGAGCUGCAGACACUACGGGAGAGUAAUGCCCGGCUGACCACAGCGCUGCAGGAGUCGGCGGCCAGCGUGGAGCAGUGGAAGAGGCAGUUCUCCAUCUGCCGCGAUGAGAACGACCGACUGCGCAGCAAGAUUGAUGAGCUAGAAGAACAAUGCAGUGAGAUCAACAGAGAGAAGGAGAAAAACACCCAGCUGAAGAGGAGAAUUGAGGAACUGGAGUCAGAACUCCGAGAAAAGGAGACGGAACUGAAAGAUCUCCGAAAACAAAGUGAAAUCAUACCUCAACUCAUGUCAGAGUGUGAAUAUGUCUCUGAGAAGUUGGAGGCGGCUGAGAGAGACAAUCAAAACCUUGAAGACAAAGUGCAAUCUCUAAAGACGGACAUUGAGGAGAGUAAAUACCGACAGCGCCACCUAAAGGUGGAAUUGAAGAGCUUCCUAGAAGUGCUGGAUGGAAAGAUCGAUGACCUCCAUGACUUCCGCCGAGGCCUCUCCAAGCUGGGCGCAGACAACUAGAGCUCGGCUGAGCCUGGCCUGCUUGUGAGUCCCAAGUAUGUGCGUGAGCUGAAUUAGGACUAGAAUGUUCUCCUGUUUGAGUUGCUUCUGUAAAUGCAGGUGCAAUUUGUCGUGUUUCCAAACCAAUUGUGCCGUCCACUCACUCCUCUCCAGAAUAGAAAUCUCCUCUCGCUUCUCUGGCCUUGUGAGGUUAUGGACAACUGGGAGAUUCUGACUCAGGAAUCCAGAACUAGGUCUACCUUAAAUGUUUACGUAGUCAGGGCAGGGAUGUUUAUAUCUUUCUUAAGGGCUGUUGCAACCAUAUGAACUGAAAAAAAGUAUUUUCUAGUCCAAAUAUCAAUAUCCCUGUUUUGAAAAAUGUUCAGAGUUUUCGGAAGUCCACCAGGCCCCAGUCCAUGGGGCCAUGGAGGGAACAACUUUUCUCUCAGUAAACACUGAGAUACUUUAAAACAACUGUUUUGUAGAGACUUAUCCAGAGGAAGAGCAAGUUUCUGGAGGGUGCAUUUCGUGGCAUGGGAGUCACCUGUAUCCACUGUCCACCCUCCCCACCCCCCAGUUUGUACGGUUGCGACAAUGUUCCUUUUCUUGGUUUUAUUUCUGAGCAGAUGAUUGUGCUAUGGGGAUAGCCCUCAGGGAGGGAACUGGGCACAGUGCCUGGCACAAAGUAGGU